Messenger RNA from Rhizophagus irregularis DAOM 181602=DAOM 197198, 1017 nucleotides. RefSeq lists its product as uncharacterized. Gene Ontology annotation, cellular component: cytoplasm; nucleus. Lineage: Eukaryota; Fungi; Glomeromycota; Glomeromycetes; Glomerales; Glomeraceae. Gene Ontology annotation, molecular function: protein tag activity; ubiquitin protein ligase binding. Gene Ontology annotation, biological process: protein ubiquitination; modification-dependent protein catabolic process. The record is from RefSeq and is a predicted model, not a curated record.
AAUCUGAUAAAGCUAAAUGAUUACGAUAAUCUCAAAUUUUGCAUAUAAAUGCUACCAUAAAAAUUUCAAAUGACCUUCCAGAUACGGUCAUUAUUAUUUGAAAGAUUAUAAAAGAAAAACAUUUAAAUAUGUUCAUCUUUUUCGAAAAAACGAACAAACCAUUCUCUUAAAAUGCGUUUCACUACCGUGCUUGACUCUGUUCCAAUUUUCCCUAUCCGUCUUAAAUGUCCUUCAGAUUCCGUAUAUGUAGUAAAUGUGACCGCACAAACUACUGGAGAGAUAUUGUUGAGGAACUUCCAAGCUCGUAUGUAUAAUCACAAUCAUCAUAAGCUUAUAUACCUUGAAAAGGAUAUACAGUUUGUAGAUACGCUUGAAAUGCUAGGAAUUAAGGAAGGAGAUUUAGUUGAGGCAAUAUAUAGUGAUUGUGAAAAUUCGAGUGUGAAACUUCCUUCGUUAUCAAUUACUCCAAGAAGCUCAAUGACAAUAUACGUUGAAUCAAUGACUGAAAAAACAAUAGAAUUAAAAGUAAACUGGAGUGACACCGUCGAACAGAUUAAAGAAAUGAUUCAGAAUUUAAAAGGCGUUCCUCCUCGCAUACAACGAAUUAGUUUUGCAGAAAAAGAAUUAAGUGGCUCUGAAACCUUAUCAUAUUACAAUAUUCAAAAAUGGUCUACAUUGUAUCUAGAAUUUAAAGCAAAAAUUUAUGUGAAAACCAAACGGACCGGUGAAGAAAUAAUAUUAAAUGUAGUGACAAGUGACACUAUCAGCCAAAUUAAACAGAAUAUCCAGGAUAGAAAAGGCAUUCCUCUUAACCAUCAACGUCUUAUUUUUACUGACAGACAAUUGUAUGACGAGUACACCUUGUUAGAUUACAACAUCGAAGAUGAGUCCACAUUACAUUUAGAAUGUAAAACAAUGAUAAUCUAUGUGAAAUAAAUAAUGGAAAAAAAAUAGAUUUGGAAGUAGAGAUAAUUGAUACUAUUGACCAGAUUAAACAAAAGAUUCAAGAUAAAGAAG